Messenger RNA from Knipowitschia caucasica, 225 nucleotides. The record is from the annotation of a GenBank genome assembly. NCBI's taxonomy places the organism in Eukaryota, Metazoa, Chordata, Actinopteri, Gobiiformes, Gobiidae.
AUGCAGACUGAACUCAUCAAACAGGUCAGCGGGAGUUACUUACGACCGGUGGACGUCACGCUUUUGGCCUCUCUUUUACCUGCGUCUCAUCCUUCUGCGCGGCCAAUCAGCAGCUCCGGAGGGGGUUCUGAGAGUCACCAGCGUCACCGCCACAAUGACACACUCGCCAUGUGCCAGACGCUUGACGAAAGUUUGCAGACGCUGGGCAACAAUGUGAGUCAGUGA